This is a messenger RNA of Otolemur garnettii (small-eared galago), 5141 nucleotides long. It is a transcript of the gene IL6R, whose product is annotated as interleukin 6 receptor. Gene Ontology annotation, molecular function: cytokine receptor activity; protein binding. NCBI's taxonomy places the organism in Eukaryota, Metazoa, Chordata, Mammalia, Primates, Galagidae. Gene Ontology annotation, cellular component: membrane. The transcript has 9 exons. Bases 240 to 1610 code for a protein of 456 amino acids. The record is from RefSeq and is a predicted model, not a curated record.
GCUGCUCUGAGUCAUGUGCAAGCGGGAGGCGCGCUGACGCGGAGCGGGCCCAGAGAGAGCCGAACCGAGAGCCGCGCGCAGAGCCGAGGGACACUCCGUGUGUGCGAAGCGCUGCUCCGCGGCGAUGGGGGCUGCCCCUAGGGCUUGAGCCCGCCCGCCGCCCCGCCCCUGACGCUGGGUUCCCGCCCGCCUGCCUGUCUGCCUUUUGGGGACGGUGGGGCAUUGGCAGAAGAGGAAACAUGCUGGCCGUCUACUGCGCAUUGCUGGCCUCCCUGCUGGCCGCCCCGGGGGUGGCGCUGGCCCAGAACUGCUCUAAGCUUGAAGUGGCGAGUGAUGUGUUGACCAGCCUGCCAGGGAACAGUGUUACCCUGACCUGCCUAGGGGCAGAACCAGAAGACAACACCACAGUGGAGUGGGUGCUGGGGAAUCCGGCCCCAGGCUCACAGCCAAGGAGAUGGGCUGGUGUGGGCAGUAGGCUGCUUUUGAGAACCGUACAGUUCAGUGACUCUGGGAACUAUUCAUGCUACCAAGAUGGCCGCCCUGCUGGAUCUGUGCACCUGCUGGUAGAUGGUGAGUUGUGCUCAGAGCUUUCCAGAUGCUCCAGGGCAGCUCCCGCCUUGAGUGUGGAGACUGACAGGCAAGUCUGCCCCUGCUUUAUGUCCAACAGCCAGAUGAGUCCCGGGAAAGAAUUUGUGAAGCCGUGCCAGUACUCUCAAGAGUCCCAGAAGUUCUCCUGCCAGUUGCCAGUGCGAGAGGGGGACUCCUCUUUCCAUGUAGUGACCCUGUGUGUCGCCAACAGUUUGGGGAGCAAGACCAGCAGGACCCUGACAUUUGAUGGCUUUAAAAUCCUGCAGCCCGACCCACCUAUCAAUAUCAUUGUCACUGCUGUGGACAGAAAACCUCGCUGGCUCAAUGUCACCUGGAAAGACCCCUCCUCUUGGAACUCAUCAUUCUACAGGCUUCGAUUUGAGGUCCGAUACCAAGCAGAACGGUCCAAGACAUUCACACAAUGGAUGGUCAAGGGUCUCCAGCAUUACUGCGUUAUCCACGACGCCUGGGCAGGCAUGAGGCAUGUGGUACAGCUUCGGGCCCAGGAGGAGUUUGGGCACGGACAGUGGAGCCCAUGGAGCACAGAGGCCACAGGCACCCCUUGGACAGAACCCAGAAGUACUCCUGCAGCCGAGGUGUCCACCCCCACACAGGAACCUACUACUAACACAGAGGACAAUGAUAAGUACCCUGAAGAUUCUCCAAAUACAACAAGCCCAGUGCAACAGCUUUCUUCAGAACCACUGCCCAUGUUCCUGGUAGCUGGCGGAAGCCUGGCCUUCGGGGCACUCCUCUGCAUUGGCAUUGUCCUGAGGUUCAAGAAGACAUGGCAGCUGCAGACUCUGAAAGACAGCAAGACCAACGCGCAUCCACCAUAUGCCUUGGGGCAGCUGGUCCCCGAGAGGCCCACACCCACCCCGGUGCUUGUUCCUCUCAUCUCCCCGCCAGUGUCCCCCAGCAGCCUUGGGUCUGACAACACUCUGAACCACAGCCAGCCAGAUGCCAGGGAGCCCCAAAGCCCUUAUGACAUCAGCAAUCAAGACUACUUCUUCCCCAGAUAGCUGGCAGACUGGGUGCCAGACAUGCUGACCGCCAGGGUGAUGGAGCACCGCUCAGUGAAAGGCGCUCCUGACUAUCAUGCCAGCCCUCAGGGGCAUGGGGCCUCUGGCUUCACUUUUACAGAACAGCUUCGCACCCUUCUACUCUGGAUGAGAAAUGAGUUCGCUUCAUCUGCUCAGAAGGAAAAGGUGGUUGAAUUUUCAAAGCUCCCUUCCCAAAUGCCCUGCUUAAAGGUGCUGGAGCAGACACAGGCCAUGUCUAGACUCUGCUGGACACCCAGGGGGCACAGCCUGUGCAAGCCUCGGUGUGAGAAGCUGCUGGCCACUACCUUGCUGGCCACUCCUCAUGCUGUAGCCUUAGGCAGGCAGGAUGUGUGUCCAGCCAAAGAUCCCCCAAUGCCCAGCUCCUGGCCCCUAAGCCUGUUUAUCUCUCACCUCAAACUCUUGGAACUCUGGUGCCUUUGCAGGUGCAUUUUUCUAGGCUUAAGGAUGGCUUUUACUGAAACCACAGAGGCCGAGGGAAGAAGGCUCUCCUGCCUUUCUUCCCCACACUUGAAAACAGGUGGGGGUGGGUGGGUGGGUGAAUAACACAGUAUCUCAGGACGAGAUGGUUUUAAGUGGAAUUAUAAUUAGUCUCUCAUUAGCAUUUUGCUAAAUGUGAAUGAUAAUUCUCGGCAUUUGCUGAAUACAGAAGCCACUGCACUGGCUUUAGAUCUCAGGAAUUCUGGAGGGAAAAGUGGAGAUGAAGGAGGGGAGUGGAGGACAGGGUCUCCAGGGUCUCCUUUGGUGGGGGAGCUGAGGCAGCCCACAGCCUCCGAGCUCUCUGCCCCCAUCAAUGGAAAGCAGGCAAUAGAGCAGGCUUCUGCUAGGGUUGAGACCAAAACUGUUUUAUUCCAGCUUUAUUUUUUCAACUGAGGGAAGAUAAUAUUCAUGUGAAAAGAGAAAAUAACCCAGCAAGAAUGUUUUUUAAUUUGGUUUUUAAAAAAUUGCUGACUAUUUCCUCUGCUGAGUGUGGCAGAUCCAGUAAUCACUGGGUGUCAGUGUAUAAAUAAUUUGGGGGUGGGGGGAGGACGGGAGGCUAGUCACUUCAUCUAGCCCAAAACUGAGUUAAAUGAAAAAGGAGGAGGAGAAAAAAAUAUUUUUCCCUACUAGAGAAGAGAUUCUGGUUUCAUUCUAUGUUUUGUUUUUGUUUUAAAAAGUGGAAAAAUAGCCUACCUCUUCUCCACUCCGGGGGAAAGCAGCUUGUGACUUCAUAACCCCAGCGGUUAAACAGGAAAGUGCCGUCUCACUCCCUCUGGUUACACAAGGGGAGCAGCCUCCCACGAUUACUAGGCAGGGUCCUAGAAUUCCCCACCCCGUGAGGUCUCUGCUAUCAAAGUGGAGGUUCAUUUAAAAAUUCCUAACCUCGAUGCCUUCCUCUUUUUGUUUUCCUAGAGGUUGAUUCAGCUCAGCUGGAAAGGAAACACCAACUAAAUGUGUAGCCUUGACAUUGUGACUAACACUUCAGCUGACUUCUCUGUCCAGGGUUCGAAAAAUUAGUGAUUAGUGGUUACCCAAGACAGGUGCUCUCCAGGACUGGGGUAUCCCUGUGUGGCACUGUGAUUAAUUUCAGUCCUGUAGUCACAGACUCGAGUUUUACCAGACCACAGAGCUUUUCUAGUGGUCUGCCCUUUUAGAAAAACCACCACCCCCAGACAGGUACAAAAGGAUGAAAAUGACUGUUUUAUUUGCUGUUUGCUGGGUUCAAGCUAUUGAUAUCUUAAGCAAGUAGUGAUUUUCUUUGGGGGCUUCGAACCUUUUAGAUCCGGUUGCUGCCUCAGGCAGCUCAUCUAAAGUUAACAAAAGCCUGGAGGUGUUUAUGGUGUGUGUUUUUUUUUUCUCUAUAAAGUUUCUGGGACUUAAACAGCAAAAAUGCUGUUAAAGGGAAAUAUUAAAAACGAGAAUUUGCACGAGAAAGGGUGAUUCUGUGCCCACGGUUCUUUAAUUCUUUACACUGUUUUACCCACAUCUAGUACUACCAAAGCUGGGCAGAGCCGGGCUAGUGGAAGAUGUGAAAUCCAGAUAACUCAUUAUCGCUCAGAGCACGGCAGCUUUGAUCUUCGAAUUGUUAUUGCUUUCAUUAUUAUUGUAACAGAACUGCUUUUCUUUUUUUUAAUUGAAGGAGGGUUUUCCCCUUCAUUUUUCAUAAGCUAGUACCAAUGAAGGAGGUGUCUGUGGCUCUGCCCCACAGGCCUCACUCAGUGCAACACAAAUCUAUGGCCUGAGCUUUCUCUGUCCUUUACUCUGUGGUGACUGGACAUGAGUCUGACUCACAGGCCCAUCUUACCUGUGUCUCUGCAGCACACCUGCUGCCUUGCACGCUCAGUAGAGCUGCGGCUCACCUCUCACCUGCCACUGUCCACCACGCAGCCGGAUGUGAAAUGUCGGCACAGAGACGAUUUAGAGUAAGCAUGACAACUUACCUUUUUGGGUAGGAAAAGCAAAAAAUAUGUUGGUUCAAGGUCUAAAAAUUAAAGUGAUCUCAUUAAUUCUUGAAGCAUUAAUGAAAUAUUUCAAAGAUAUUUCAAAGAUAUAUUCAGCAUUGGAUAUAUGUGAGGCAUUUGGUAAACCUGAGACCUCUUUGCUCUGAGGAGACCUUGCCCUGGUGCUCUGUUCACCAGACUCUGAGCUCACCCCGAGUCCUCGGAGGUCUCUGCUGCCCUGGGAGAAAGGAAACUGGUCAUGAUGACACAGUGCAGAGCCUGCUGUUAGAGCUAGGCAGGGGGUCCACUUGGUGGAGAAAAGGGCCCAGUGGGGCAGGCUGGGUGUACGUGUGGUUUGUGGGUUUUCUGGAGAAUGUUCAGGAAACCUCUGCACAGCUGAGCUAUGUCAUCUUACUGUAGGGCCUUAAGGCCGACCCAGCUAGAGAGGGUGCUAACACCCAGUUCCAGGUGGAGUUGAUGAGAAAUUGUCUUAAUUUGGAGACAUGGCGGGGUAACCCAUGGUCCACUGGGGCCUGAGCCCCAUGCCCAGUGUCCUAUGUAGCUAUUGGCAGCAGGCUGCUGAGGCAUGGGUAGGCCAACCAGGCCACCUGUGCCACAUGCUCCUGAGUGUCCCCUAAAGGUCCUUCCUGUCUCCUAUCCUCAGUGUGGUGGGUGCCAGCACCAGGGGUCUCCAUGGCAACCUCAGUGAUUAUUAAGGAACGCUGUUUUAUAAGAACUACUUUAGAAGGAAAGGGUUGGAACAGCAUGUAGCAAGACUUAAUUGAUAGCCCCUGCCGGAUGGAAAUCAUGUCUGUUAAAUAGAAUACCUCAACUCUGUGCUGUUUGCUUGAGGAGAAAUGAUAAGUUUUAAGUUUUUUUUUUGUUUGUUCUGUUUUCUUUCUUUCUUUCUUUCUUUUUAACCUAAUUACCUAGAAGCAAAUACCAAAGGCUGACGUCUGUAUACGGGCAAGGUGUCCAUGUGGUAUGUUUUACAAUGUUUUUCCUUUUAACCAGCUAUUUUGCAUUUAAAGUGAAAAUUGUAAAUGUUUGCAAUAAAUAAUUUCUAAAAACA